CGAGAUGCGUUCCGAAAGUUGCAAGAAAACGAGCACUUAUUGUUAUGUCUAUGACCGAACACAUAUGGGCCAAUCUAUUCGAGUCGAGAACUUUGAGAUUUGGAAUCAUGUUGUUCAUCAAUUUCCUUGUUAUAAUUUGUAUAAUAACAAUAUCUACGGCACACAAAUUAAAUGUACCUCGAGUUUUACUACCUGUAUUCAAUAAUUUUGCUGUAAAUUUCACGCUAGAAGUAACGGAUGAUGGCUGUUACAAAUGGUCUUCUUCUCGUUCGGACAUCAUACAAUUGAUUCCUGUAAAUGAAAAUUUUGAAAGAACAUGCUCCUCAGCAGUAUUAAUUCAAACUAUAACAAGAGAACCAACAAGGAAUACUGCUAUUGUAUUAGCUGAGGAUAUCAAUACUGGUUACUUUUUACGAUGUGAUGUCAUAGUAGAUGCGAUUUUUUCCUUAAAUCUUACUACUACUACAAGAGAAUUAUAUAUUGAGGAUAUACCUGAAGCAUUUGAAGUACGAGCAUAUGAUGAACAAGGAAACCAGUUUACAACUUUAGCUGGUAUAGAAUUUCUAUGGAAAAUUGGUGAUGCUGAUAAACGUAUACCAUCUGAUACUAAAUCUACAAGUAAGGUAUUGCGUUUCAUGACUUAUGAAGAGUCACAGUAUGAACGACCUAUUAGUGUGGCUGCUUUGGACAGUAUUGGUAAAAGGGGUCAUAUUGUUCUUAUAGAAGGCAUCAGGACUGGUACAGCUAAGGUAUCUGUCAAAUUGCCACACUCAGAAUACAGGCAUGUUCCACCCAUAGAACUUGAAUUAAUUGUUAUUGCUAACUUAAUUAUUAUACCACCAGAAAUAACAAUAAUGGCUUAUGACAGUUUCAAAUACAAGAUAAUGCAUACUCGUCAAGGACGGUUAGAAGAAAUUAGCCUGCCUUUGAGCCAAUAUUAUCUAAAGGCUGAGAAUUCUGAUAUACUUGAAAUCGAUAAUAAUUACGAUCUCGCAUAUGCUCGUAAAAUGGGACGUACGAAGGUGUUUUUACACGAUAAAAAUGUUCGCGAAGAAUAUUCGGUUAUUCUACCUUCCGCCACAGUUAACGUACACGAAGUAGUCAAGAUGUCUCUUUCGGUUCUGCCGAAUAGAAAUUGGGGAUUGGUGUUAGGUCACACUCAUGAGAUCGUCGUUGAACUGUAUGAUAGCAAGGACCAUAAAUUCUAUAUCGGAGAAGGUGUGGAUGUCUUCAUGAAGAUAGACGAACAAUAUUUCAAGCCUAGAUUGAUAACGCAAAAUGGCACUUACGUUGUUGGAGUGCCGAUUACCUGCGGAACGAUGACUGUAGAAGCAACAUUGCGCGGUAUAAUUGACGAACGCGGCAGAAGAAUCACGUCUAUGCCACAGCUUUUCACGACGGCUGAAUUACUGAUACACGAACCGGUGAAAGUUCAUCCUCGCGUCUUGGCUAUCCCAUGGGACGCUGCUAACAAAUCUAGAUUUGAUAUAACAUUGAAGUCGAACGGUGGAGACGGCUCGUACGUUUGGUCUAGUAGACAACCAUCGAUAGUGGCCGUCUCCCAGAACGGUGGUAUCAGAAUUCUGUCGGCAGGCUCGGCCGAGGUGGUCGUCGCGAUGGCGAGGAAUCAAUAUAACAAGGACAUCGCCAAGAUCUAUGUGCUGCCGCCCUCGAAGCUGAAGAUCAUCGAGUACAACAUGGAGGCGGCUGUGGGAGAACAAAUUCACCUACAUGUCGCGUUAUACGGCAGACUGGUCAACGGCUCGGACGUCAAGGAGAUACCCUUCAGCGAUUGCGAAGAUGUCCACUUCGACGUGCACAUACCGGGCGGGAAUUUCGUGCAGGAUUACAACAAAGACGUGCAACCAGUUGGAGCCGCUUGUGCCAUAAUAACGGUCACCAAUCACUGUUGUGUCGGCAAAUCCGACAUCACCGUAGCUUACAACGUGAACGAGAAUAAUGCCUAUCGGUAUCUGAUGGAUAACGUUACCUUGUCAGCGUACGAGCCGCUCGUGGCGAUAUACCUGGAAAACAAAGAAACUUUACUUGCGUUGGGCUCCUCGCGGAACGUGGUGUUCAAGGGCGGGCCGCUACCGUGGACCAACAGGUCUCGAGAUUAUUUGCGGGAGAUACACUUGUCCAAUGAGGAGAUCGUUCAAGUAUUGGACGAGGACCCAUCGAAUGUUGGAUCAUUCGAUUGGACAGUCUUCAAGGUGAUCUGCAAGGCCUUAGGCAAAAGCACGCUAACGUACACGGUGUCGAAUGUGCCUCUAUUUCCCAACUGCAAGCAUAAUCGCGCGUCAGAAACGAUCGAGGUGACUUGCGGUAAGCCGAGAUAUAUGUACCUGCAGCCUGAGUUCAAGGACAGUAAGAAAUGCCCGAUCAGCCCAAACACAGACAAGAUCAUCGCGCACAGCGGCAAGCACCUGAAGAUCUCGGUAGUCGUCAAGGACGAAGACGGUAGACGUUUCGACAACGUUACGAGUCUGAGUAUAGAAUGGCACUUGGAGCCAUCGAACAGCGGCUUCGUCGAAGCACCGUCCAAAACGAUAGAGCAGACAUACACCGACAUGAAUGUGAUCUUGCCGAAGAGUCAUUAUCAGAACGUUGUCUUCAAGAGAUACUACGGUACUCUCAAGGUCUUUGCGACCGCCACUGGUUAUCAGAAACAUAUCCUCAACCGGCUAAAAAUCACACCGGAGUGGCCGCCAUUUCCGAUCGAGAACAAAAAGGGCAUACUGGAGACUCCGCUGAUAGAAGCUUCCUUGGAGGCGACCCUAGUGAACGACACCAUCGUCCAUCCGGAUAAACUGAUGAUCUUAAACGACCCGACAAGCAUAUCCUACUUGCAAGUCAGCCAAGGUUCCGGUUACUAUGAAUUCGUGCUGAGCUCAGACGAGAUCGCCGACAUCCGGUACUUGGACACGACACGAACGGUCAGUGUGAUCCCUAGGAAACCGGGUAUACUACAUAUGACGUUAGUGGACCUGUGUCUGCCAUCUAAGCCGGCGGAGGUGGCCGUUGAAGUGCAACAGCUCGCCAUGAUCGAGGUGGACACCGUAAGCAAGAUCGAGAGAGGCAAAUGCGUGACAGCAGCACUCAGGUUGUACGAUACGAAUGGUCACCUGGUGAGGCUGCCAUCGCAGAGCGCGUUGGCCUUCCACGUGGACACCGACAACAAGCAUAUCGAGAUCAAGCAGUUGCCUGUGAACGAACAAGGUUCAGCGCCGUAUGAGCGGAUUCUCUACAAGAUCCACGGCGUGUCAGAAGGUGAAAGUCGAGUGACUUUCAUGAGGAAAGGCGGCAUACGGAGCGACCCGGUCACCGUGCAGGUGUUCUUACCGCUGCGGGUACAACCGCGUAACUUGACAAUCCUCAUUGGCACCAUCUACCAGGUGCAGACAGUCGGUGGGCCACCUAAUGCUGAAGUCGAGUUUUCGACCGAGAGCGGCAACGUGUUGCACAUCGACUGCAACGGCAUCUUCGAGGGCAGGUCGGCGGGUAAGACGAAGGUGUAUGUGCAAGCCGUCGGCUUUGAUGCCCGCGGCAACAAAGUAGUCUACUCGCAGGAUCAAGCAGAUAUACACGUACUACACCUCGAGGACGUGAAGAUCUCGACUCCUGUGGACAGGGUGAAAGCGGGCGCCAUGUUUCCCAUCUGGGCCUUCGGCAUACCCGACUAUCUCACGCCGCUCAUCAUCGGUUCCAUGCAACUACCGCUGAGUUUCACAUGGUCGUCGAGCGACCUCAGCUUACUGACUUUGCACAACAUGUACGAAGGCACCGGGAUCAAUAUUAGGUACCAGAAUCAAGUAUCGCUGAGAGCGAAGGCGCUCAGGCCGGGUUUGGCGACGAUCUACUUGAACGUCACCAUGCCCUGCAAUAUGUUGUCCGGCUGCAAGAACGACGUCAUCUACACCACGUUUGUGAAGAUCGAAAUCUUUGAGGAGCUGCGACUGAUCAAUCCGCCGUCUUCGUGGGACGCCUCGCCGAUAUUCAUGUCACCGAACUCCGUCUUGCAGCUGCGGACGAACCGCGAUAAACACGCUACGACGACCUACAAGAUCCUAUCGAGUGCUUAUGGUAACGAGACAGCGAAUUCACGCGUCUUAACAGCCGUCACGAAGACUGACGUGAGCGUCGACAAGAGCGGAGUCGUGAAGUCUGGUGAUAACUUCGGCCGAACGGUCAUUUCCAUUACGAGUUCGGAAGCAUACAACAAGCAAACUAUGACGCUUGUUGUCGAGGUCAAACCUAUCCACUAUAUGAUGUUGUCUUUGAAAUCCAACUUGCGAAUACGAAACGACGAAGAGCUGAAUAUGCUGCCAAAAGGAAUGGAACUGGAUUACGUAGUCGAAUAUUACGACAAUGUCGGCAAUAAAUUCGACGCGGCUGAGACUAGCAUCAAGGCUAUGCUGAACCGCGUCGAUUUAGCGUUGUUCGUCACGGGUCCGGACAAUGUCAUCACCGCUAAAUUCCUGGAAAAUGGCGAGCUAGUUAUGAAAGCUUACAACGAAAAGAACCCGAACGGAAUGUUCGAUUACGUCCAUAUGAUGAUCGGCGAUAUUGUGUUUCCGACGAAGACCACUCUAACUGUUGGCGAUAUAGUGUGCUUCUCGAUGCCUCUUCUCUCAUCCGACGGAGAUCCAGGAUAUUGGCAGUCUUCUGUUCCUGAUGUACUACUGAUAGACCCAAUUACAGGAAUUGGUCGCGCACGAAGUGCCGGAUAUGCCAUCGUGAAGCAUAGUCUUGCCACGCACGUGCAAAGCGAGAUAGAAGUUGACAUUCUACCGAUUUCGCGGGUAUCCAUUGUGCCUUUGAGAGGAAGAAAUAUCACUGGUACGGAGACAUUUAACGUGCCGUUGGUGCUGAAAAGCAAGGACGAAGAGAUCAAGGAAAAUAACGUCUUAGCGAGAGGUCUGGGCGGCUGCCGGACGUUGUCGUCGUUUGCGCUGAAUGCAUUUCCCUAUACUUGCAACAUUCAGUUCGUGUCGUCGACCAUGUCGCUUAAUGUGAAAGACCUAUUUCUCGUGAAGCAAAGAUUCGACAUUGUAACAGGCUUUUAUUAUUGCGACAUUAUACCGAUGAUCUCUCCGUCUAUAACCACCAGCACACUGGUGAGUCGCAUUCAAAUCAAAGCCCAGAGCCGGGACAUCGAAUCGACAGCGUUGGAACUCAUUUACUUGCCACCUAUGUAUGUCAAUGUCAAAGAAGUUACGUUCGUCGUCACUCAAAAUCAAGCUGCGCCUACUGCGACAUUCGAGGUGUAUGGAUUGCCGUCGGUAUUGGAGCAUCUCACGAUCGAUAUACCCGAGGGUAUAACCAUCACCUGGCAGCAGUACAUUUCCAAAUCUGUGAUACAAUAUAAACUACGUUUGAUACGUAGUCAGGAUGAGAUUCAGGGGCAAAAAGUGUUCGUCGCAAAUGACCUGACUAAGCAAAACAUAUCUCUUUACAUACGUAUGUCGAGGUACAGCAACUUUAUUCCUCUAUAUGGAAUACAAUGGGUGGAUUACAUAUAUUUCCAUAGAUAUACAUUGGGAACCUUCUUCGUCAUCGCGAUUACGAUUUUCUAUGUAUGGAAGAACAAGGUGGCGAAUAUGAACUUGACUGUCAGGAAUAGAAGCAUCUUCGCCGACAGGUCUCCAUUGAUGAUGAGAAAAGGCGGCGGUGUCCCGUGUACAAGUACGUCGACUACCUUCAGCACGUCCAGCCCGCGAUCUACGCACUCUACGCCGCCGAGCCCGUUCUCGGCGUUCGAACGUAGUCAAUUUGGUGAGAGAACAGUCUACGGUGACCCGCGUGGUUUCAGUACCAUACGAUAGAAGAAGCAUGGAAAAGGGUAUAUAAAAUAGAAUUCACAGAUCUCGGAUGGUCGACGAAGACACUUCUUAAAGAGUUCACUACGGUAUUAACUUUGAAAAAUUGUUACAAUGAUUCAUGAUAGACGUGAUAAACAGAUAGUGCUAUUGACUGACUGUUUGAACCAGAUGAUCUUUGCGUUCAAAGCGAUAAAGCGAGUAUGUACAUAUGUCAUAUAUAUACUGGAGUGCAUCAUAUCGUGCCGCGUCAGGGGAAGCGGAUCCGUUAGAGAAGAAAGCAUGGAGAAAGUGCGCAGUAGAUGGGAUCCGCCGGAGAAGUACUUCCCCUGACGCGGCACGAUAUGAUGCAUCCCAGUGUAUAUUUAGUAAUAUUUAAUAAUGCUGCACAGUAUGAUUCGUGUAAUUGUGUAAUUGUGCGUGUGUGCAUACGUAUGUAUAUAUGUGGUGUGCAAGUGUAUGUGUAAACGCGUGCAUAAAAUAUGAUCGCGACUAAACCGGUCAUUAACAAUAUUAUGAUUACGUAUACUCUCUCUUUUAUGCACUAGUUCGUUUCUAUUAUAAUAUAUACAAUUACUAGUCAAGAAGUCAUAUUUUUGUUUACAUCAAUAAAAAAUGGCAGAGGACUUACCGUUGUCCAGCGCGCGUGAUAUCGCACAUUACUGUAGGGAAAUACUUGUCUUUUGCAUCUUUCGAUAUUGUAAUGCUUUAUACUUUCAUAAAUAAUGUUUAUUACAAAAGUAGAUGUAUGUUAGCAGAACAGUCGUGUUCCCUACAAUAGUAUGUGAAAACAGAAAAAUGACCUAGAUGUAUCUUAGAGUACAGCAUCAGUGUUUCUUUGUAUUUUUCAGUAGUUUCUCGUAUUUACUCUUGCUUGAAUACCACAGAGCGAACGGAAUAGCUAGUGGAGGUAGAGUCAUCACAGCGAAAGCAGCCCAGUCGAUCUGUAACGCAACAUGAUAUGACUGCAUAUGACGAAACAUUGUCG
Molecule: messenger RNA, 6807 nt
Organism: Harpegnathos saltator (Jerdon's jumping ant)
Lineage: Eukaryota; Metazoa; Arthropoda; Insecta; Hymenoptera; Formicidae
Gene: Gp210
Product: nucleoporin 210
Exons: 15
Coding region: 45-5825 (1926 amino acids)
Cellular component (GO): nuclear pore
Source: RefSeq, a predicted model, not a curated record